This is a messenger RNA of Dendronephthya gigantea, 978 nucleotides long. RefSeq lists its product as uncharacterized. The transcript has a single exon. NCBI's taxonomy places the organism in Eukaryota, Metazoa, Cnidaria, Anthozoa, Malacalcyonacea, Nephtheidae. The record is from RefSeq and is a predicted model, not a curated record. The coding region runs from base 1 to 978 and encodes 325 amino acids.
AUGAGGUAUGGUGUUCCGCAAGGGUCUUGUCUUGGUCCUUGUUUGUUUGUCAUCUAUGCAAGCAAACUGUUCACCAUCAUUGAAAACCAUCUACCUGAUGCCCAUGCAUUUGCAGAUGACUCGCAAUUAUACAUUUCAUUUAAACCUGGAUCCAUGGUUGAAGAGUCUGCUGCGAUUAAGGCAAUGCAAGAUUGCAUUAUGGACAUCAGGAAAUGGAUGCUGGCAAAUAAACUGAAACUGAACGAUGACAAAACAGAGUUUAUCAUCAUUGGAACAAAGCAACAGUUGGCAAAAGUUAGUGUAGAUUCACUGCGCAUUGGGAAUGAGAUGAUCAAAUCAUCUUGUGUGGUAAAGAAUCUUGGCUCCUGGUUCGAUACGCAGCUGAAAAUGGAUGUGCACAUCAAUAAAUCCUGCAGAGCAGCAUUUUUCCAUCUAUGUAAUAUUAGACGUAUGAGGAAGUUUCUCAGUUUUGAUACGACACAAAUUCUUGUUAACGCUUUCAUUACGAGUCGAUUGGACUACUGUAACAGCCUCCUGUAUGGUCUGCCCGCCAACCAGAUAUGCAAGCUUCAACGAGUACAGAACUCCGCAGCAAGAUUGAUCUGUGAUAUUAAUCGGUUUGAUCACAUCACCCCUGUGCUGUAUAAAUUACAUUGGCUUCCUGUUAGAUACAGAAUUAACUUUAAAAUAUUACUCAUCACUUAUAAGGCCAUUAACGGAUUUGCUCCUGAAUACAUCUCUGAACUCAUUAAAUUGAAGGUUGCAACCAGAUAUAAUUUACGAUCAUCAACUGCAUUGUUGCUUGAUAUACCGAGAUCAAAAACAUUAAGGACGCUGGGAGACCGAUCGUUUGAAGUAGCAGCACCUACGUUGUGGAACAGCCUCCCGGGUGAAAUUCGUAAUGCAUGUAAUAUUUCUACGUUUAAGAAAAUGCUUAAAACGCAUUUUUUUAUAAAAGCAUUUUCCUCCAUGUUAUGA